CUGAACCGGUUGCAGCUCGGCAGAACCCGCCCUCCCCGCUCAGCCCCGGGCUCUGCCAGACCCUGCAGCCGUAGGGAGCUGGGGGGAGGAGACCCACAGCAGGAGGCCACCGCUAGCACCUACAGCCUCUUCGUCCCUCUCCCCCUGUGCUGGCCCUCGCUGGCCUUGCUUUGCUCGUGGCUGACAUCGCUGUCUGGGGAACUGGGAAAGCAGAGUCCGCAGGGCACUGUAUGAGCAAGAUCUCACCUCUGGUCCCUGCACGGCUUCCCUCCUUCCCUCAGAAGGACUGCGGGCCGUCUGCACCCUACGAAUGGCAUAGCCGUGGGACAUCAUCCUGCCCUGUGCUGCUGGUGCCCCAGCCUGGGCUCCUGAUGUCCGUCUGUGGGGCAUUAGAAAGAGAAUCUGGAGCUGAGAGGGUCGUUGUCUCUCCAUGCAGAAAAUGUCCUCCCGGGAGCGAACAGCAGGCUCCAGGUCGCGAGCGGAGAAGUCACGACCGCUGACAGUUGCUGCUCCCCAAGUGGAAAUCGUCCCCGGGCGCCUGACUGAGACUGAAUGGCUUUCCCUGGUCGCAGCUGAGGAAGGGGAGGAUGAGGCUGGAGACAUUUUUGCAGGGUUCUGGGACCACGUGAUGGACGAGUGCUACAAAGUCUACCUAGCUCGGCAGUGCGUGCCCUUCACCAUCAACCAGGCAAAGGAUGCCAUCCUGCAGAUCACCGAGUGGCGCUUCCUGCUGCGGGAUGAGGGAGAGCCGAACGUGGAGAAAGAUGCCACCUGGCAAGAAGAUGAAGAGCCUGAGCCCCUCAUCACAGACUCCUGGGCACAGGGCUCCGUUCCUGUCGUGCAGGAGCAUCUGUUGCCAAGCUCAGAAGAGACGGAAGAGCGAAGGAGGUUUGGCCCCUUCUGUGCUGCGGCUCUGCUUGCCAGGUCACUGUUCCCUGUGCGUCCUCCUCCCCAGCAGCGCUGCAGCGGCUGUUCAAGUGCUCAAAGCGUCAGCACACGCAGGCGAACAGCAGCGCCCGCAACAGCGCUCGUGCACCAAGGAGAGCCUGUUGGCAGCAGGCUGCACCCUCUGGGAGGGAGCGGAGACAGGACCUUUGAAACCAAGUCACCUCGGAUUGAGGACUUUAACAUAACUGACCUCCGACACUCAGUCUCUCCCCCUCUCCCACUUCGCCCGUUCCCGGGGCAGGUACAAGUGUGCAGGCGCUGCAGCUGGGGGGCUGCAGUCAGCGCCAAAAGCAGCAGUCCCUCUCUGGCUGCGCAAGGCCAGGGUCCCCCCUCUGCCAUAAGGACCCUGUGCUCCAAGCAGGUCUCAGGCUCUGCCGAUCUCCUGUCCGAAGAGGCUGAGCUCUCCUUGCAACCCCACAGAGUGCCAUCGCUUUCCUCCUUGAAUCUGCUGCGGUAUGAGAAGGCCCCCAUUCCCCAACUUUUGAAGAGACAAUCUCCUCCCGACUGUCACGUCCUGCUUCCUCAGCCGUGCUCUCUCUGCCAAGCCUGGGCAGGGCCUUCUUAUCAGUCCCAUGAGGGGCCGCAGCGCUUGCCCAGCCUCGAGAGCGUGGACGAGCCCCUGCAGGGGACAGAGGAGGAACUGCUUCAGCAGCAGCUCUCCCACGUGGACGUGGAGGAAAGCUCCAUGGGGAAGGCUGACAGUCCUGAAUGGCUUCUGCCUCCGUCCUCCAACAACCUGAUAAAGAUCCAGACUGGGAGGCCCUCAUGCAGCAAGAAGGGAAAAUGUGAUAAGUUUGGGGCCGUCCUGGGAAUCUCCAGGCUGGACCCAGCCCGCCUGCCCAAGCACUGGAUCAGGCCCCAGGUGGAGGUGCUGGACCCAGACGUGGAAGCCAAGCAGCAUGAAGGUGCCCAGGCUGUCUCCAGGCGCAGUCAGGAGCGUCAGAAAUUUGGCAGCCAGGGAUCAGAGCUCAGCAGCUCAAAGCUCCUCCCAGAGGUGGGAGCCGCAAGAGGAGAACAUCCCUUGCCGCCUCUGAAGAAGAUCCUGGAGCCCAGCAGCCCUGUGCCCUGGAAGCCGGGUGCCUUGCUGGACUCCAUUAAGCCAGCCCCAGGUGUGACCGUCAGGGACGGUGGCAGCGUGAAGCGAGGGCCCUGGCUUCCCUCUGAUGGGGAGGAGGAGACGGAGGAGGCCGAGAGGGACCUGAGACCCAUCUGCCCCGUUGUGCCGUUACCGGCCCUUGCUGUGAAGCAGGUCACGGGCAAUCACGGUCCCCAGAUCCAGCACAUGUCCCACAUGUCCACGAGGCCACGGGAUCAGUGGGACCAGGAAGCGAGGGAAGGGAGCAACCCACCAGCAGAGAGGGAGCCGAGACAAACAGAAACAUCCCCGAGCAGCCCCCAGCCCAAGGGGGAAAAGCCAAAACCUCACCACAGCGCUCUCCUCAAAACCUCCCCACAGCGCUCUCCUCCGGGCGAGGAAGUCGGGGCAGCGGCAGCCGGCCGUGACAGCACCGAGACUAUUAAAGCACGAAGCAGGCUAACGCCGAACUCCGAUUCCUGCAUCGGGGAGACAGCCCAGCGCAGCCAGCGGGCUGCGGAGAAGUUAAACGGGAUGAAGCGCUUCAAAGGUCACGGCAACUGGGGAGCUUCUGAUCACUGGGCAAAGGCAAGCGGCCCCCGAGACCCCGGAGGGUGGCGGAGCGAAGCCCCUCCCGGGCCCGCGAAGGCGGCUGGCAGCAGCCAGGGAGGAUUCGCCAAGGGCACAUCGCGCCCGACCGACUUCGACGGAGGGCCGGGACGUCGGAGGCCUCGGCUCUCGCAGGGCCCCUGA
Molecule: messenger RNA, 2776 nt
Organism: Struthio camelus australis
Lineage: Eukaryota; Metazoa; Chordata; Aves; Struthioniformes; Struthionidae
Source: RefSeq, a predicted model, not a curated record